ACUGAUGAAAACAAGCUUCAGUAUAAAAACUGAAAAUAUUCACAUCACUAUUGUUGUCAUAAUUUAAUAAUAAUCCUGGUUUGAAUUUUAAAGUAAAGCUUUGAAAUUUGUUCAUGCAUGACAUCAUUUAACUAAAACUUUACAUAGAUUGUAAAUAAUGAACAAAAAACAAAGAUGCAAAAUAACAGAAUAAGAAAAUGAGUGGAUUGAGUCAAACAUUAAAUCUCUACUCAUCAACAUGUUCACACGGUGGUGGAGGAAUCAUGGCUGGGGAUUCUGCAGCUUCUGAACAUUGAAGUCACUAAGUUAACUUAACAAAAGUAUAAAAUAUACAACAAGAAUGGAGGUUUUGCAGUGGCCCAGUCAAAGUAAAUGAUCUGAGGUUUUGGAACUGAUGUAGUAACAUUUUAAUCACUACCUGUACAGACAGAGACCUGAUCGCAUUCAACUGUUUCCGAAGGAAAUUCAACUGGAACGUUUUUAAAAACAUGUUAAAACCAACAGAAGAGCAAUUUCGACAUCCAUCCAGCAGGGGGAGCUGUUCGGCAGCAAAUUCGCUGACUUUUCAUUUGAGAAACGUCUCAUCCACUUUCAUUGAUUUACAGAUAAAACGCAUUAGCUUUAAUUGGACUGCAGAUUGAAGGAGAAAGUUCUCCUGCUGACUGAACAGAAACGGUUUUAACGGAUCUGGCAUCAAAUUCUCCACAAAAACGUUUGUUUUUUUUUGUGUGUGUUUUUUUUUUUUUUGUAUAAUUUGGAAACCAGAAUGUGCAGAAAUCCUGUUAAUCCAUUCAGGAAAACACUAAAUUAGCCUUUUAAUUAAGCUAAGGAGUGAAUUAAUGAUUGAUUUGAGUCCAGAUCUUCGAUUUUUAGAUGGAGUUGCUCGUAAUUUGUCCGAAUUGCCUGUUGGUUCGGGUUGCUGCACAUCCUGCUGGGAUAAACUGGACCCGGUUCAGCACCACGGACAGCAACUCGCUGCUCAUAGUUCACAGAAACAAACAAGUAUUUUGUGUUUUAUUUCAGAAUUUAUCAUCUAUUUAUGUUUUUUAUUUUUAUUUUUUUCUUCCAGCCGAACUUUCUGCAGCCGCUGCUGUUUUGUGUGAAAACUGUAAACCCUCCUCGAUGAGUUCUGGGAGAACAAAACCAUUGUUCCACCAAACAGCCGGAGUUCUGCUCCGCCUGCAGGGCGGAGACGCGAGGUCCAGUGAGGAGGAGGAGGAGGAGGAGGAGGAGGAGGAGGAGGAGGAGGAGGAGGAGGAGGAGGAGGAGUCCAGCGGUCAGUGUCCGGCUUUGUGUCCGGAGACACGGCCCGGCUGCAGCAGCCGCCGCGCCCCGGAGGAGAUGGAGGAGAAAAGGAGCAGGAGGAAAACUUGAAGCAACAGAGUGACUGAAUGAACUGGGCGUCAACUGCUGAGGAUUUUAUUAAAAAGGUGAUCAUUGGGCCUGACAGGAUCCCGAUCGAACCGAGCCGGUAACUAUGGACCAGAUGGCAGCGGACAAGGUGAAGCAUCCGGAUCCAGACCGCAGCGACAACCCGCCGCAGAUCACCGCGGAAAACUGCUACGAGCUGCUGGAAGAGGCGAAGCGCGGCGGCUCCGAGCGCGACAAGCAGCGGCUGCUGGACUUCAUGAGCGACCACUACCUGCAGGUGCUGCGGAGCCCCGCCGUGUUCGGCCGGCUCACCGCCGCGGAGCGGGAGCUCAUCCUGACCCGCAGGAUGGAGGGGCGGAAGGUGCUGGCGGUGGCCGAGACCUCCGAGGUGCUGGACAGCAGCCGCCCGCAGAGCCCGCAGCGGGAGGACCCCGCCCCGCGCCGGGUGUUCUGCCUCCACCCGGACUCCCAGCGCUGGGAGCUGCUGACCGUCCUGCCGGAGGAAGUCCCGGCUAAAGGCUCCGGGAUGUGCACCCUCUACAACUACCUGUUCGUGGCGGGCGGGAUGGGGACACAGGACGGCCGCUCCACGGCGUCGGACCGGGUGUUCUGCUUCAACCCGCGGACCGGCCUCUGGAGCCGGGUCCGCCCGCUGACGCAGCCGCGCUGCCAGCUGCGGCUGGUGUCCAUGGACGGACACCUGUACGCCAUCGGGGGGGAGUGUCUGUUCACCGUGGAGCGCUACGACCCGCGCGCGGACAGGUGGGCUCACGUGGCUCCGCUGCCCAGAGGCUCCUUUGCGGUCGCGCACGAGGCUGUUGCGUGCGGCGGCGCGCUGUUCGUGUCCGGCGGCUCGCUCUUCUACCGCCUGCUGCGAUACAACAGCCGCCGCGACGAGUGGGAGGAGUGUCCGUUCAACGAGAGCCGGCGGCGCUCCGCCGACAUGGUGGCUCACCGCAGCCUCAUCUACCGCUUCGACGUGGAGCGGGAGCGCGCGGCCGUGAGCGUGUACAGGUACAACACGCUGGUGAAGGUGUGGCUCGGCGGCGCGCGCUUCCCGCUGGACAACCCGCAGCCGUUCCGCUGUGCGGUGCUCGGAGACCGCAUCUACUGCGUGAGCCGCGGCCACGCGCUGCAGUUCGAGGUGCGUGAGGAGCGCGAGGGCUUCCUGUCGGAGGUGCUUCCGGGUCCCGCGGAGGCCCGCGGGUCCCUGGUACCGUUCGUCCUCAGUCUGGACAAGUGACCCGAACCGGGUCAGCCGCGGUGCCUUCCGGUGAUCCCUGCGAGGUUCGAGUCCCAGAUCAAUAAAAGUAUCAGUUCAUUUAAUCAGUACUUCAGUUCAAAAGUGCAAUUUGUAAAUUAAAUACAUUCACUUUGAUUAUUAUUGCUUACAACUAAUAAUAACAUAUAUGUGUUAAUUAAUAUUCAUUUGGUUUAUAAAUUAUCUUUACUGAGCAGAAAAAGGAGAAUAGAAUGAAAUAUAUUGGAAAUAUCUUUUAAAAAUGAGGACAAACAGAAAUAAAUAAAGACAAUAUCAAGAAAUAAAGUAUUUAAAUGAAACAAAUAAACAAAAAUAAGUUUUAUAGAUGAGACGUCACACACAGGGACUGCUAGCUUAGCAUAGGUUACCUGUUUAUGAAAAUAUUAAGAGCCUUUUGAGGGCUGAAGAGCCCAAAACCUCUCAGGACCGCAGUGAGGUCACUGAUCCUCAGUCAGAAACAGGAACUCAUAAAUGUUUCAACAGAAAUGUGAGUCUUGUUCUGUUCCCACUGAGUUAUCGGUGGAAUAAAACCUUUUGGAUUUUUCCUGCUCUGGAGCACAAAGGUGUGUCAACGACAUCCAGGGGAAAAGACAACCAGCAAUGCCUUUGGAGCAGUGGUCCCACCCUGGUCCUCGGGGGCCCCUGUCCUGGGGGGCCCCCGGGGGCCGCUGUCCUGGGGGGCCCCCGGGGGCCGCUGUCCUGGGGGGCCCCCGGGGGCCGCUGUCCUGCAUGGUUUUGAUGAGUCCAGACUCCAGCACAGCUGAGUCACAUGAUUUCUUUACCCCCUUUGCAUUCCUGCCAUUGCAGUAGAAGUCUGUUAAUCACCUGUUCAUUUAAUCCAGGUGUGCAGCAGCAGGGAAACACCUAAAACAUGCAGGGCAGUGGCCCCUGGGGACCAGGUGGGGGCCACUGCUUUAGAGAAGCAACUGUUGCUGUUCAUCAAUCUUUGAAAUACCCUCCAAAAUCUACUGACAGGUUUCAGCUAACUGACUUCGGACGGUGCAAACUAAGAGAAAAGGUAAAGAAAAACAGGAAGUCCUCUGCAGGCCUCGGUGAGAAGGUUAAAGGUUAAAGUUCAUGACAAGAGAAUUAGAAGCAACUAUGACCUGUUUGGUUUUUUACCUAAAUGCUCAGAUGCUGGAUGUGGGACGAUUUGGUCAAACCUGAGGCCUUUUGUGAUUUUUUUAAAGUUUAUUUCACAACUUCAUACAACUGAAGCACGGUGGUGGAGGUGUGAUGAUCUGGGAGUUUUUUAGAUUAAGGGCUGUUUCUGCUUCCUUUCAGAUUAAACUAAAAUGAAUUCUUAGUUUUCAAGUCUUUGUAAAUCACCUGCUGAAUGUUUCUCUGUUGCACCUGGAAAAUAA
Molecule: messenger RNA, 3996 nt
Organism: Gambusia affinis (western mosquitofish)
Lineage: Eukaryota; Metazoa; Chordata; Actinopteri; Cyprinodontiformes; Poeciliidae
Product: kelch repeat and BTB domain-containing protein 11-like
Exons: 1
Coding region: 1478-2614 (378 amino acids)
Molecular function (GO): protein binding
Source: RefSeq, a predicted model, not a curated record